GGGAAAUGGCGGCGGGCGCCGCGGCCAAACGCGAUGGAGGCGCUGGGCGGGCUCCCCGAGGAGGCCGUAGUGAACAGCCACGUCCUGCAGUUCUACUUUCACCAGGCCUUGGCGGCCUACCGCGCGGGGCGCAACCGCGACUUCCGACAGUUCCGCGACGUCAUGCAGGCGCUGCUUGUGCGCCCGUUGGAGAAGGACCACAUCAUGGCCCGGAGGCUGCGCUUGAUGCAGUUCCUGUCACGGGUCGAGGAAGGCGAGAACCUUGAUUGCACUUUUGAUAAAGAGUCGGACCUCACCCCUCUGGAAUCAGCAAUCGGUGUCCUGGAGCUUAUUCAUACAGAAUUCGCUGUGACUCAGGAGACGAUGGAAACUCUUCGGGAAAUGGUUAAGGAAGCUGCUGUUAUUGUGUGCAUCAGAAACAGAGAGUUUGAGAAAGCGGCAGAGAUUGUCAAGAGGCAUAUAGGGAAGGAGCCCAAAAGCCAGGUGAGUCUGUGCUGGAAUGAGAGGCAGCUGCUUGAGCACUGUCUGGUAUGUCCUAUGGGGUGUUGGGGAACAGAGGUACCUGGAGUAGUUUCUGGUAUGUCUUACAGGGUGGGCAGUAUGACCCCUGAGGGUGUAAGAGGUUUCCUUGAGAAGCACGCUCAUUAGGGAUACCCAAAGAAGAAAAAAGGGUAAAGGUUCCAAAACUGGAAUUAAAAACUCCUCCUUGAGCGAUGGACCUUCAGUGCUCUGCAUUUCUCAAGCAUAUCGUUCAUCUCUGAAGCUCCCUCU
Neopsephotus bourkii (Bourke's parrot) is the source of this 771-nucleotide messenger RNA. RefSeq names its product telomeric repeat-binding factor 2-like. Gene Ontology annotation, cellular component: chromosome, telomeric region; shelterin complex; nucleus. NCBI's taxonomy places the organism in Eukaryota, Metazoa, Chordata, Aves, Psittaciformes, Psittacidae. The record is from RefSeq and is a predicted model, not a curated record. Gene Ontology annotation, biological process: negative regulation of telomeric D-loop disassembly; negative regulation of telomere maintenance via recombination; regulation of telomere maintenance via telomerase. The coding region runs from base 34 to 648 and encodes 204 amino acids. Gene Ontology annotation, molecular function: double-stranded telomeric DNA binding; G-rich strand telomeric DNA binding; protein homodimerization activity. The transcript is spliced from 4 exons.